ACUCACUACAACCCAGGCGAGCUCGCACUCCAGCUUGGCGUUCAGUGUGGCGCAGACGCUCCUUUCAGUUUGUUUUGUUUCUGGUUUGCGCGGACCCCCAUCAAUUAGCAGCCAUGGAUGCCAUCAAGAAGAAGAUGCAGAUGCUCAAGCUCGACAAGGAGAAUGCCAUGGACAGAGCCGAGCAGGCCGAGUCAGACAAGAAAGCAGCUGAGGACAGGAGCAAACAGCUUGAGGAUGACCUGGUAGCACUGCAGAAGAAGCUGAAAGCAACUGAGGAUGAGUUGGACAAGUACUCUGAAGCCCUGAAGGAUGCCCAGGAGAAACUGGAGCUCGCUGAGAAGAAAGCCACAGAUGCUGAGGGCGAUGUAGCUUCCCUGAACAGACGUAUCCAGCUGGUUGAGGAGGAGUUGGACCGUGCUCAGGAGCGUCUGUCCACAGCGCUGACCAAGCUGGAGGAGGCUGAGAAGGCUGCUGAUGAGAGCGAGAGAGGCAUGAAGGUUAUUGAGAACAGGGCGAUGAAGGACGAGGAGAAGAUGGAGCUGCAGGAGAUCCAGCUGAAGGAGGCCAAACACAUUGCAGAGGAGGCUGACCGCAAAUACGAGGAGGUGGCCCGUAAGCUGGUGAUCAUUGAGAGUGACUUGGAGCGUACGGAGGAGCGUGCUGAGCUGUCUGAGAGCAAAUGCUCUGAGCUUGAGGAGGAGCUGAAAACCGUGCAGAACAACCUGAAGUCUCUGGAGGCCCAGGCAGAGAAGUACUCGCAGAAGGAGGACAAGUACGAGGAGGAGAUCAAGGUUCUUACAGACAAGUUGAAGGAGGCCGAGACUCGUGCUGAGUUCGCUGAAAGAUCGGUUGCCAAACUUGAGAAGACCAUUGAUGACCUAGAGGAUAAACUCUCACGUGCUAAAGAAGAGGGCCUGAGCGUAACGCAGAUGCUGGAUCAGACUCUAAUGGAGAUAGUUGACCUUUGACCCAGCUCUGUUCCUCUCUCCCCACAUCUGCUCUGAAUAUGGCUGUCUCCCUACAUGAUACAGCGGCUACAGAUAACGUUGGAUCUUGUGUUUGUGUCCUCUGACCUUGUCAUCCUGAAGAAACGAGCUCUAUACAAGGUAGCUUUGGUGAUCUACAGUUAAACCACACUGUUUCCGUUACAUACUGUAAUCAAAGGUCACUCAAAAUUCACUGCAUAUCUUAAAUAAGUUUACAUGUAUGUUAGGUGAAUUUGCACUUUUUUUGGGGGGGGGGGCGGAGAAAUGUACUGCACAUAAUCAUUGUCAACAAAGCCAUAAAUUAAGCCAAGGUUAUAAAGGGACUUUUAUUAUGUGUAGUUUUGUAAAGUUGCUUGUGUGUCUUUGGUUCUUCUGUAUUGUAAACAUGUAUUCAUUGUCCGUGCUGUUGUACACUUCCAGUUCAGCGCGGAAGACAUUCUUAGCCUAGUUGCUUGAAUGUACUAUUGUGAUCAGCUAAGUAAACGACAUGUUUGCACACUACUCACUUUUCUGUUGAUUUUGAGAAACUGAUGUUUGUCUCAUUUUUAUCAUGAAUAAAAGGUUGGAUUAGGUAUAA
Messenger RNA from Perca fluviatilis (European perch), 1563 nucleotides. Its product is annotated as tropomyosin alpha-1 chain-like. Gene Ontology annotation, molecular function: actin filament binding. Gene Ontology annotation, biological process: actin filament organization; cardiac muscle contraction. Gene Ontology annotation, cellular component: actin filament. The transcript has 9 exons. Lineage: Eukaryota; Metazoa; Chordata; Actinopteri; Perciformes; Percidae. The record is from RefSeq and is a predicted model, not a curated record. Bases 114 to 968 code for a protein of 284 amino acids.